AUGUCGACUAAGGAUAGCUCAUCAUGUUUCAUUUCUUUCAUAAUUUUAGGGCUGGUAAUAACACUAGCAGGGAUUGCUCCUCAAGUUGAGGCUAGGGCUUUCUUUGUUUUUGGUGAUUCGUUAGUCGAUAAUGGCAACAAUAAUUACCUUGCAACCACUGCCCGAGCUGAUGCACCACCGUAUGGCAUCGAUUAUCCAACUCGUCGUGCUACUGGACGUUUCUCUAAUGGCCUUAAUAUCCCUGACCUCAUUAGUGAGGCUAUUGGCUCGGAAGCCACAUUGCCAUACUUAGCUCCCGAGCUCACGGGAGAAAAACUACUUGUCGGAGCCAACUUUGCCUCUGCUGGAAUUGGAAUUCUCAAUGAUACUGGAGUUCAGUUUCUCAACAUCAUCCGAAUCGGCCGACAAUUGCAAUACUUUCAACAAUACCAGCAAAGGGUUAGUGCACUUAUUGGACCUGAGCAAGCUCAGCGAUUGGUCAAUCAAGCGCUUGUCCUGAUAACCCUAGGCGGCAAUGACUUUGUCAACAACUAUUACUUGGUGCCCUUUUCAGCAAGAUCUCGCCAAUUCGCCCUCCCUGAUUAUGUUGUCUAUCUCAUCUCCGAGUACCGCAAAAUUCUAGUGAGGCUAUAUGAACUGGGUGCACGUAGGGUUUUGGUGACAGGAACGGGACCAUUAGGUUGUGUACCAGCAGAAAGGGCGAUGAGGAGCAGAAAUGGAGAAUGUGCGGUUGAACUGCAGAGAGCAGCUGGCUUGUUCAACCCACAACUUGUGCAAAUGAUAACUGAACUCAAUAGUGAAAUUGGAUCGGAUGUUUUCAUUGCUGCCAAUGCAUAUGAAAUCAACAUGGAUUUCGUUACUAAUCCUCAGGCAUAUGGAUUUGUGACAUCGCAGGUUGCAUGUUGUGGACAAGGACGCUUUAAUGGGAUCGGAUUGUGCACAGUAGCUUCCAACUUGUGCCCUAACAGAGAAAUCUUUGCAUUUUGGGAUCCAUUCCAUCCAACUGAGAGAGCUAACAGAAUCAUUGUUCGAAGUAUCAAGACUGGCGACACCAAGUAUAUGAACCCGAUGAAUCUCAGCACCAUCAUGGCCUUGGAUUCUAGGGGUUUUUUCUUCGAUUCAACUUCGAGUCUUGAUCUACAGCGCUAUGCUGACUGUGAAUGGGAAGGUGACUUCGAUAAUAGGUGA
Dovyalis caffra is the source of this 1188-nucleotide messenger RNA. The record is from the annotation of a GenBank genome assembly. NCBI's taxonomy places the organism in Eukaryota, Viridiplantae, Streptophyta, Magnoliopsida, Malpighiales, Salicaceae.